CUCUCUCUUUUAGCCACUCUACGUGCAUUACGAGCGUCUCUCUUUCACACACCGUACAGUCUCUCACGGGGUUUUGUGUGAGGGUGAGAGCGGGGCUAAAAUAAUGGGCGGACGCAGGAGUGUGCAGGCGUUGACGACAGCAGCUCGUGAUUGGCUGCCCGCUUUGUCCGUCAACUGCAGGUGACCUGUUCGGUGUUUAAGGUAGUGAGGAAGGGAAGAGGGGGCUGAAAGCCGAGGAGACGUCACGCUGCUCGUGUCCGCCGGCUGCGCUCCGUGUUUCGGGUUGUCGCUGGGGAGGGGGGAGUCAUUGCGGUGCAGGUGGUCUGAUUGCUCUGCAUUGCCAGCCCGAGGGGAGCCCUGCCGGUGUGGAGGAAAUGCGGUCCGGCAGUCUGGAUGCGGUUGCUGGAGGUUUGGGGCCGUGAGGUAGAGGAUGAUAUUCAGAGCGAGGCUCACGUUAUUUUUAGCAGUUUCCUCUUUGUUGGCCCAUGAGUGCAGGGGCUCCAAUGACACAGAAUUGUCAUCGACGACGACAGCACCGAGCACGGAUUGGUUGUCAGCCUCUGGUACCCCGACACCCGAACCGGUACCGGCUUCUAAUGGAAGCGGACCAAGUGCCUUGAAUAGUACAUCCAGCGAGGACCUACGGACAUCCGAGUCUUUAUUAAGCACAUCUGCGAUCACCCCCAGGGACCAGCCUUCUGAGGCCAGCAGCUGGAGCCCAGGAUUAAUUCCCAAUUACACAAAGGCACCUGUCAAUCCCACACCGGAGACACUGACUAGAGCAGGGGGCAAAUCAAUUUCUGUAACCCAGUUAUUAAAUUUCACUCAGAACACAGGCCUUGCAGAAGAACCAACAUCGAGCAGUACUGGUGGUGAGUGUAAGGCAGAUACUGCGAUUUAAAAGGGGGCAUCACAACCCCACUGGCCUCCUUUUGAAAUAAAAUGAAAAAAAUAAAAUGUAAUGAAUACAGUGAAAAGCACAAUUUAAGAAAAAAAGAUUUCUGUAUUGUCCACCAUCCUAUUAUAUACGUGCUCAGCACCAUUUUGCCUGGUUAGCAUAAACAAAGGGGUUUAUUCACUAAACAGUGUGCUGUAAUUGACUAUAAACUUGCUGUAGGUGGGUUCUCCUGCUCAGGUCUUUGCUGAAUCUAUGCUGAAGAAUUGACAGGUUGAGGAGGGCCCUAUUUUUAAAUGAGGUUUAUCUUCCUGUUCAUUUGCUAGCAAUUCUCUUAGCUUACUGUAUAGAUGAAAUAUAAUGGACUUCAGUAAUAAUACAACAGACAAAAUAACUUGUGUUUUAGUGAAAAAUCCCCACGGCCAUCUGUUCUCCUAUACUUUUCUAUAGGGAUGCUAAAUGUAAGUGCACUGGUAACGCAUAUUUGGAUAAAUUAACCAUAGAGCUGUCUGUAGUAGGCCUAGCUCUUCAAAACAACUGGGGCUCUUGGCAAUACUACAUGGCUGACAUUGACCCAUAGUAAAGGAACAUUUUAUAUUCUACUUCUUUCUCAUUUUAUUUUUAUGAUAAUCACUGGUAAUAAAAUAUUACAUGUAUUAUAUCCCAUGGUGUGUAUUAUUUUAUAAUAAAUACAUUUGUAACACUUGCACGCACACUAGUAAAUCUUUUGUUUACCUUUGCUAUGUGGAGGUAGAUAUCAUUAGCCAGAAACACUGCUAAUCUGCUGAGACCUUGCAUAAUGUAAAGAUGUGAAAAUUGAGUGCAUUUUUCAGAUGUUGCACUCACUAAUGAACGCAAACUUGCUCUUUAGCUUUUGAUUGAUUAAACUCUACACCCAACAAGGGGACUUAAGGGGCACUCUAGGUACCAUUUAAACUUCAUCUUAUUGAUGUGGUUAUGGUACCAGGAACCUGUUUCUGACACUUAAAUUCUCUGUUUUCAAAGCCUUGACCAUAAAUAAGCUGGGUGUUGCAUAUCCCAUCACGUAGUAUGCAUACCAUACUGGAGUUGGGGAACUUCCAUGUUAUGCACAGAGGCUAGAUACUGCCCUUGUCUCUGUCAUUAGUGCUGGUUAUGCAACUCAUUGGUAUGCUAGCUGACUGACAGGGUUUGUGCUUAAAGCUGUAUCAUGUCAGUCUUACAACGGGCAAACUUAAAGGACCCCUCUGGACACAAUUAUAAUUUAUUCACAAUUAACUUAUGGGGCGAGGAGGUCCUGGGUGUGGUCUUACCGUAACGGAUUACACCAUUGUAAGAUGGCACCUCAUCACUUUACUCAGCUACUUCUUUAUCAGCCUGAGGCUUCUAUUAGGAAACCUUGGACUGGGUGACAUGGACACUAACUGUAUAAAGCCUCAGCCGAAGACAGGAAGAAGCUAGGCAGAACGAGCUAGAGCUGUCUUCCAAGGUUUGGGUUAAACUGUUUAGUUAACAGAUUAAGCUUGUAAAAUAAGCCACCUGAAACCUCCAUAGUGAUUAAGUUGUUAUGGCAUCAUAACUACUUUAAUAAACUAAACUGGUUUGGGCCACUAGUGUCCCUUUAAUGACAGCUGCUCCAUCUACAAGGCCUGCUACUGAAAAUAGAUAUUUAUAACUAAAUAAUACACAGGAUCUAAUACAUGUAAUCUUUUAUGUUAAAUAUAUAUUUAUAAAAAAUAGAAAAAUUGUCAAUUUCCAUUGUUAAUGGGAAAGCUGUGUGUAUAUCAGAAACUCCCACCCCACACAAGCUUUUGGAAUAUGUAAUUUAGGAGUGGUGAACUGUUUCAUUGGAUAUGAGUAUUCUUCCUCAUGUUUGCAGGUGCUGUACAGCCUUUUUCAUAGAAAGUCCUGAGAGAACACAUAUAAGACAACAAAGACUGGAAGAUUUUCAUUCACUAAAAACUGUUUGAAAUAUAGUUUGUGGGUUUUUUUUUUUUAAAGCUAAAAUUGGAAAAAUGUUCAAAUAAAAGAGUCAUUCCAAUACAAUGACAAGUCAUUAUGGGGGUUGGUUAGUAACCUGGGUUGAAAAAAGACUCCAGUCAAUUAAGUUCAAACCUGUAAAACAUGUCUUUUUAAACCCUUAAUUUGAAGCAAUAUCCAAUUAUGCCCCAAAAGGAGAGGGGGGAAAAAAAUACUUGUGGAUUCCAUAAUGUCUAUCCAUUUAUUUAUUUUUAUUUAUUUUACUUUGAUCAACGAGCUGUUAUUAAUUAUAUCCUUAAAUAUUCUGGUUUUCUAAAAAAACAAAAACAUCCAAGCCUAAGGCUAAGGCUGUCAAGGAAGCAGAGCCAACAGAAGCCAAACACACCCCUGGCCAAUCAGCAUCUCCUCAUAGAGAUAAAUUGAAUCAGUGUAUCUCUAUGAGGAAAGUAAGAUUUUAAUUACUGAGUGAGGCCGACUGCUCUGCCUACGGAUUUGUGUGCAGUUAAAGAGGACGGUGCAGUUUUGGUUCUGAAGUUUCACUGCUCAAUGUCUGCCAUUUAGGUGUUAAAUCACAUUGGUAAUCCAGCCAUAGGUACACGUCCCUGCAUGUGACUUACACAGCCUUCGUAAACACUUUUUAAAGAGUCAUCUUAUGUCUACAUUUCCUUUAUUGCAAAUUCUGUUUACUUUAGAAUUUCUUAUCUCCUGCUCUGUUAAUAGCUGUCUAGACCCUGCAGGAGCAUACUGUAUGUAAGUUGAAUUUACAAAGCAGCAGAUAUAAACAGUUAAGUUACAUUUCAUUCAAAAUGAAAUCAUUUGUUGUCAGUCCCAGCCGGGGAGGUGUGGCUAGGGCUGCAUAAAUAGAAACAAAAGUGAUUUAACAGCUAAAUGGCAGAGAAUUUAGCAGUAAAAGCUUUAGAUGCAUGAUGUACACGUACAAACUGCUUUAUUAAGUUAGUAGUUUUAAAGAUUAUAGUGUCCCUAUUAACAGAGGGGGUACUUCCAGCAGGGUGCUCCAGACAGGGAGGGCCAAGUUCCCACUGAAAUCCAAUGGUACUAAAUAUAAGUGUCCGGGCACAUCCAAUGGUUUCUUUUUAAAAGGCAGUCUUUGUUUAAAACACAGAAAUGGAGCCAACGUUUCGGCUCCUACAUGAGCAUUUGUCAAGUCUCGUUAAAAAAUUGACCAAGACUCAUGCAGGAGCCGAAACGCUGUCUCUCAGGAGAGAGAUCAGAGGACUUGAAAUCCAAGAAUUUAAUAAAGUUACCAAGAGAGGCACUAUAAGUGGAGAGUAAAAGAGGACUUGGGGAAUACCAACUGAAAUAGACUUUGUUGAGGAUGUGGUACCAGAGUAGGAGACAAUAAAUGAUUCAGAAAGAACAGGGUCACGGAGUCCAUGUUUGUGGAUGUUUUUAAGGAGACCGUAGUGAACAAUAUCAAGAGGCAGUGAGGUUGAGCAGAAUUAAGAUAGUGAUGGCCUUUAGUUUAGCAGCGAUUGUCAUAAGUCACUUGAGAGAAGUUUCAGUAGAAGGGAGGUAGUAUUGCAAAAGUGAGUAAGAUGGGUAAAUACAGGUAGCUUAGAAGUGAAGGGGGAGAAUAUGGGAUGGUGGUAAGAAUAAGUAUGGUCAAAAGAUGGCUUUGGUGGGGUAAGAGGAUUGGAGACGUUUAGAGACCUCAUACUUAGAUACAAUGGGAAAUGAGUUUAGAAUGGAAAACGGCAGAGAAUGGAAGCUGAGUGAAGGCUCAAAGAGAGAGAAUUGCAUUCCUAAUUUGAUUAAACUCGUCAAUAAUGUGACAGGCAAUAUCACUAAUAAAGGAUCGUUGAUGAUGGGGCUGCAGUGGGUGAAUAAGGGAACUAAAGGUAUUUAAAAAAAAAAAAAGAGUUUGGGAUCAUGAGUAGGAGCAGAUGAGAGAGGUAAAAUACUCUUCCUUGACAAGGUUGAGGGCCGAAGUAUAAAAGUAUUUGUAUACAUGAAUUUCUGAUUUAAGAAGUCAGGUGUGAUGCAAGACUAUCUCCGAUAAUGUUCAGCAGUACAAGUACAUCGUUGGAGAUGGAGUGUGAGAUUGCCAUGCAAGGGUUGAAGGCGUGGCUGGCUCUUUUAUAGUGAGCUUUACAUGAUGAAGUUAUGUUUAGAGCGGAAGGCAGGACAGAAUUGCAGUUUGAGAGGGAUAGGACAUGAAAGGAUGACAAAUCAUGCAGAUCAAGGGAGCUUAGAUUUUGAAUAAGCUGAAAUGAGCUAGAUUUAAGAUGUUGACUGAGGGGCAGAUUGACGAUGCUGGUUAAAUGAUAAUAGUCAGACGGAUUGAAUGUGUUAGAGAAGUUAGAAACAGAGCCUGGAAAAGACAAGUGUGAGGGUAUUGCCAGAUGUGUGUGUAUAGAGUCAAUUAAAUAAAGCCAAAUAAGAAGGUGAUGGAAAUUUAGAGGCAAUUGAGUUGUUAGGGAUGUUGGAGUUGCCAAAGAUGAGAGAAGGAAUGUCAUAUGGAAACCAAUCAGAAAAAUGAUCAUGGAGAUAGAUGACAAAACGAGCUGAGAGGGGAUUGAAGAGAAUGAUGGAGUGUACUUUAAAUGCGGAGAAAGAAAGAUUAGGACAAGAGGGGAAAGGUUGGAAAUAACAAUAAGGGAAGAGCAAAAACCCCUUGCCACCAAGCCUCUAGAGUACCUGCAACCCACUCUAGAGGCUUGGGUAGCAAAGUCAGAGGGUUAGGUUAGGUUUCAGUGCCAAGAGGUUUAAUAGUGUGAGAAUGAAAGGCAGUAAACCACAUGGUGUUACAGACUGAGGCUGCAUUCCAAACCACACAACAAAAAGAAAGGGAUGCAGUGAAAUGACCGGGCGAAUGCAAGACCUUCUCAUUUGCCCCCACCCUCGGGGUCUCCCUCCCGUGGCGCUGAAGGUUUUAAAACCCCUUGAGCAGCUUACCUUUUUCCAGCGCCGGGCUCCCUCGGCCCCCACCCUCUUGAGCUGAAGUGGUCUGGGUAACUAUAGUGUCCCUUUAAGUAAUAUUAGAAGCUAUCCGUAUACUGUGUAGGCUAGAACGGAAUUAUUUUUAAAUUAUAUGUUCCGUAAUUAAAUUGAUAAUUUAAUUUCUAAUAUUUUUUUUUCUUUUUCCUGUUAGAAAUUGUAACAACCACUGACUUUGGAAAUGCAUUCAUAAAUACAUCAGCUGCAGUUACAAAAGUGGAACCCCUUACAUCGAGCAAAGAUUUGAUUUCAACAACUGUACAAACAUUUUCUAGAUCUAGCUCUCCUGAUAACAGCACUACUUUUCUGGCAGAUGUAUCAUGGACUCAGUUCAAUGUUAUCAUUUUGACUGUUAUUAUCAUUGUAUUGGUUAUUUUAAUGGGAUUUGUGGGAGUUGUUUAUUUGUAUAGAGAAUAUCAGACGCAAAAACUCAACGCUCCAUUUUGGACCAUUGAACUGAAAGAAGACAAUAUAAGCUUCAGCAGUUACCAUGACAGCAUCCCAAAUGCAGAUGUUUCAGGCCUACUGGAAGAUGAUGCAAGUGAAGUAGCACAAAAUGGCCAGCUCUCCCUUACAACACCAAUGCACAGCUAUAAACCAUAACAAAUGUUUUAAGUUUAGUAUCGAAAGAUAGUUGGCAUUAGAAGCAGUCCGGAUGUAAAUUUCUGCAUUGAUGUGGUGCUCAAUAUUGUUAAGCAAAGUUAAAAAGAAAUCUAUGUAAUAUUCUUUAAUUUAUAUUUCUUUUGAAUUUGUCUAAACAUGAUAUUGUAUAUACACACAUUCCCCUUAUUAAAUUGUACUUUACAGGUCCAAUGCACUACUAAUGGGCUAAUCAAAGCAGUGAGUGACAGGAGCUUGUCAUGUAUACUUGGCUUGUGAAAGCAAUCUGCACAGCUUGAAGCUAUGGAUCAGUGUUUCUUGUACAGAUGCAUGUUUGCUCCAUAAUAUGAAAACUUAACUCAGUGCACUGGGAAAAACAAUGGCAGAUCAUCUCCUGGAUGCUUAGACUCAGGAAGCACUGGUACAAGCAAGGUAGAAGAGAUUGUGUCUGCUCCCUGCUCUGUGGACCCACCAGUGUUGACCUUCCUACCAUAGUGUAUAAUAGGAUGGUUUCAUACAUCACAGGGACGUUUGAGUAUGGAUGGUACAGAGAUUGAAUGGUGGACUAUUGUGAGAUGAUUUGAAAAUAUAUAGGAAGAGGUGGUAUAUUCUUAAAGAUGUUUUGUGAGGUGUUGGAAAGAGAGUCUGGUGGAAUGUAAGUGGUAAUACAUAUGAGAGGCCAGUGGAAAAUUUUGUGUGGUUUGGGAUAGUAUAAAUCGUGAAUAAUAGGUGUAGGAGAGAGUGUUAAGGUGGUAGGGUGUAGAUUUGCUAGCUUUAUGUUGGGUGUGGGAGAGAGAGUGAGUAGUUUUGGAAGUGGUGUAUAGUGAAAUGCUCGUAAAAUAACAGAGUGUGUUGGAUAAAGAGAAAAAAACUCAUAAAGUAAUGGGGAUUUGUGUUGGCAGGUAGGGAGAAAGACAGUGUUCUUAUUGGGUGGUAGUAUGACAGUAAAAUGAGACGUGAAAUAUCUGAGAGCGGUGUAUAGGGUAGAGAGAGAAUGGUGGAAUAUCAAUGGAUGGUUACAGUGUUUAGGAAGAGAAGCUGAUACAACAAUAUAGGAAUAUUUGGUAUGGACAAAAUAAACGGGUGGUAUAUAGUGAGUAUUGGGGUAAGAAUUUCUGUGCAGUAAUGUGUACAAGAGGAUUGUAGGAUGUUUCGGAAAAGCCCUGGGGUAAUAUUGGGAGUCGAUAUUAAGGGUUAGAAAGAGGUGGAAUAUAUAUAUGGUGAAAUACUGGGGUAACAUAGGAGUUGAGCAUGAGGCUGAAGCAUUGGGUAGCAUGGGGAAGAGAUGGUGAAUAUUUGGGGAUGAAAGUAUUGAGGCUGGUGGAAAAUUAUGGAGUGAUGGGUUGUAAAGAGGAUAAUAGAAUAUUAGGCUAAGGGAAGAGAAAGGCAAGUGAGAUUUUGUUGAAAUUAUGAGCAAUAGGGAGGGACACGUGGAAUACUAGGUUGGAAUGUGGAGAAAAAGAGGCUAAUGUAUAGUGAAUAGUAGGAGAAGCUGGUUGAAUAUUGUGAGACAAUAGAUUGUUAAUUUGAGUACUACAUUGGUAAAAGUGGAGAUUUAAUGAAUCUUGGGAAAAUUGUAAGUAAGAAUGGUGUAUAUGGAAUGUUGGUUGUAUGGGUCUUGCAAAGCUUGUAGUAAGGCGGUGGGAGAUGGAUUGUAUUAAUCUAUACUGACCAAUAAAGUACUAGAGCACAGAUGCUGUGUUUGAGUAAUGCUAAUUUAAAGUAUAUUUUUCUAUGAACAGCUCUAUGGGCUGUUAAAUGCAUAAUGUUUUCAGCUGUCUUAUUUAUUUUGCCAGUUUUAUUUUCCAAAUUUGAAAACUUAAGUAUAGUUUAGACACUGAUCUCUGGUACAAAAUAGAGACUGAUAAUGUUGUGUUUCAGAAUUUAAUUUAGAUUUUUAAUUUUGGUAAUUUAUUUAAAGUUUAGUAUUUCAAUUUGCAAAGGAUAAUGCUUAUUUGGCUUAUUCAUAAACUAUAGUACAUGUUUAAUGCUCUAGCUUGCAGGUGAGAUUCAGUCGCAUUUUAAUGCAUCUUUUGUCAAUCAAACAUUCUGUGGAUCAUUAAAAUAUGUAAAAGUUGGUCAAGUCACAAAUCCCAGGACUUACAGGUCAAUUUUUUUGUUGUUUUUGGAAAAAAAAAAACUUGACAUAAGUAUGAUGGACUGGCAUGGCAAGUUUGGCAGUUUUGGAAAAAGCCUAUCUGGGUGUUUUAAUUGUAGAUUAUUAGGGAUUUAUUGACUCCUUAAACAUGUUAAAAUGUCUGUUGCUGGAGCUGGAACUUCAGCUCAAGUGUUUUGUUUAGUGAAAUGUGUUUUUAUGUACACACAUGAGCAAUUUUCUGAAUACAUUAAUUUGUCUGUACAUCGAUAUGUAUGGCAUUACUACAUCCAUCAGCCUGUCAACAAGCUUCUGAAAUAAAAUCCCCAUUUUGUUUACAGGAAGUUUGUGAAUUCCUUAAUAUUUUUUAAGGUAUUUCUUGCAAAUGCUGUUUGUAAAUCAUGUCUGCAUCAUGUGGAAUAUAUGAAAUAAGGAAAAUGAAUGCAUUUCUCAGUAGUGGUGCUGCCACAGAGACCAAAAUAUAUACAAAAUAUAGAUUAAUGAACAACGUUAACACAACUUUUUGUUUUUGUUUACAUUUUACAAAUAUGGGGAUUCAGUUACACCAUAUGGCCAUAUUGUGUAAGCCCAAUACUUUGUCACAGUACACCAACAAUUGUCUGUCCUAUUCUAAUUUUAACUUGAGAUAUAAACCUGCUAUCUGCAGUACUUACUGCUUAAACUAACAAAACAAUCUGAAGAUCCGUUAAACUUUUGCACAACAUUGAACUGGCUUUAUAAUUUCUUUGUGAUUCUUCUGGCAAAAGUCUUUAACUAGCAUAAAGGAACAUAGGGCUUGCUACUGUAGGUAGAGAGCAUUUUAGAUUCAGGCCUGG
This is a messenger RNA of Pelobates cultripes (western spadefoot toad), 9343 nucleotides long. The record is from the annotation of a GenBank genome assembly. Lineage: Eukaryota; Metazoa; Chordata; Amphibia; Anura; Pelobatidae.